This is a messenger RNA of Ectocarpus siliculosus, 249 nucleotides long. The record is from the annotation of a GenBank genome assembly. NCBI's taxonomy places the organism in Eukaryota, Phaeophyceae, Ectocarpales, Ectocarpaceae.
AUGGAGCUUCGCUCCGGAGGACCGCCGCCGCCUCCUCGAGGGAAACGAAUAGCGCCAGCCUACCACGACGAUCGCUCGGAGCCAUCUGCAGGAGCCGGGUAUCACGUGCCUCGAAGGCUUGGAGAGCGCGAGCUAGACAGGAACCAGGACAUAAUAGAGGAAACUGCAUCGUACGCCACGCCCGCACCUCGUAAUAUUUUGGUGAGUUCGAUCGACAUGCAAAGUCAAGUCGAAGUCCAACGACGCUAG